Molecule: messenger RNA, 2526 nt
Organism: Peromyscus californicus insignis
Lineage: Eukaryota; Metazoa; Chordata; Mammalia; Rodentia; Cricetidae
Product: cytochrome b-245 chaperone 1
Exons: 7
Coding region: 353-916 (187 amino acids)
Source: RefSeq, a predicted model, not a curated record
UGCGUAAUCACUCAGUCUCCACCCCUGGGAAGUCCCUACCCUGUUCUUAGUCCGGAAGUCUGUGGGACAGAAGUCCGGAAGUUCGAGCGGCUGUUCCCUAGUUCGCUCCGGCUAAUUCGGUACGCUUUCCUCUAUCCCGGCGCAAGUGUGUGUCCCGAGGCUUUUCUGGUUCCGACCCGCUGUGCUUCCCGUUCUCAUGUUCCUGCCUGUGCGGGUCAUUGCUUGCAGACCUGGAUCGGGCCCAGAGCAGAUUGAGCAGACCGGGCGUGUACACUCCGGAGGAGCGAGCGGAACGGGCCGCUUGUGGAGCUUGUUGCCCGGUCUGCUGUGAAGUGAAGCCCAGGUUCCAGGGAUGUACAUGCAGGUGGAGACACGAACCAGCACCCGCCUCCAUCUGAAGAGGGCUCCAGGCAUCCGGUCUUGGUCUCUGCUGGUCGGAAUAUUAUCCACUGGCCUGGCUGCUGCCUAUUACAGUGGAGAUAGUCUGGGCUGGAAGCUCUUCUAUGUCACAGGCUGCCUGUUUGUGGCUGUACAGAACUUGGAGGACUGGGAGGAAGCCAUUUUCAACAAGAGCACUGGGAAGGUCAUCUUAAAAACGUUCAGCCUCUACAAGAAGCUGCUGACUCUUCUCAGAGCAGGCCAUGACCAAGUGGUGGUCCUGUUGAAAGACAUCCAGGAUGUGAAUGUAGAGGAAGAAAAGGUCCGUUACUUUGGGAAGGGUUACACAGUGGUGCUCCGGUUUGCAACAGGCUUCUCCCAUCCCCUUACUCAGACUGCAGUCAUGGGCCGACGCAGUGAUGUGGAAGCCAUUGCCAAACUCAUCACCAGCUUCUUGGACCUGCACCGCCUGGAGAGCCCCUCAGAACGGUCACAAAGCAGCGACAGUGAAGCUGAUGGCCUGGGUGACCAGAGCUGACAUUGUGGAAUGACUGCUGGUAAAUGUCACCCAUUUCUGACAUGUCUCCAACUGACUUGCCAAUUAUGAGGGUGCAGGCAGAUCUUGGGCACCUGCCUAUGGCUCCUUGGGUAGUUCUUGUGUGGACCACCUGCCUUUUGCUUGUUUAUGCUUCUAUGCUUUGCAGAACUAUGGGCUGGAUAUCUUCCACAACCCAGAUGCAGGAGGUUGGUGCUAUCCAGAGGAGGACAGGAUCUCAGAAAUCAGUGCUUUCUCCAGUUAGACUGCAGCUCUGGCUUAGGCAGCAAAGCCUGGUUUGGAUAAGCUCACCCAAGGGCAUCUGAGGUAUAAGAUGUCAGUCUUUCUUCAGCAUAGGCCUAGUACCUGUCUUCAAGAGGCCUUGCCACCCCAGGAAGACUCCACUUCAUAGUGAGACACCCACAUGCAUGUAAGGAGGACCCACUCCUUCUGUGCAUAGUGGUUUGGACUUGUUGCUAUAAAUCCUGAUGUCUCCUCUCCUUGACCAUCCCUUCUCAAGAUAGACAUUUUGGUGGUCAGGGGCUUCCCUGAAGGCAGCUCUGAAUGCUGGAUGCCUGGGUGCUGCCUGGCUGCAGAACUCUCAGAGAACUCAGAGUGCUGCUGACUGCCCUGUUCCUGCCUAGACCACUUGUCUGAGAUCCCAGCAGUGUUGCAGCAUAGCUAUUAGGAAGGGAAGGCUCUCCUAACCCAAUCUGGGAAGAAGCUGCUAGUGGAGGAAAGGCCACCUCUUCUGGCAUCCUGUAGCCUUUAAGACCUGGGAGCUCCUUUACAGAAAUUGAGUCUUAGCCUCUCAAGCCUUGAAAAGACCUGAAGAAGAUAAGCAUGUGAUACACACCCCUAUAAAUCUCAGCCUUAAGAAGUGGGGCAGGAAGAAAGUUCAAGGCCAGUCUGGGCCACUGCCUCUUCUAACAGAAGUUGGUACCAGCCACUGAUGGUUCUUUUCUGUUCUUCUAGUCUUCUACUGAGUGGACUCAAGUCUCUCAAAAGUACAGUGUCCACUAAGUUCCCAGCUUGGCUUCUAGGCCUGAAAGCUGUGGACCUCUGGUCUACACAGAGCCCCCCUCAAAAGUUGUGUACCCAUGCCUGGCCAGGGAGAACUGGGAAAUUGAGGAGUUAUAUAGACAAAGAAGUCAAGGCAGCCCUGAGGCCACUGUACUUGGGCUGAGCAGGAAUAGUUAGGCCAGAACUCUUAACAGAUUUUCUUUGAAGUGACUAUUACCAGUUCUGACUUGGGGAACAUGGUCCCUUGAACAUGCCAAAGUGAGCUUUUUAAAUGGUCAAGUUAGAGAAUUUUUUUUCCACAAAUGAAAAGUGUGAAAUAAUAGCUGUUGGCUUUUGGCUUGUUGCCUGUAGACUCUUAAGGUACUUUAGACAAGGGAAGAGGAUUCUGUUUCUUGGGUGCUGUCAUAUCCCCUUCCUAUGUUUCCCAGUGUUGGGACUCAUUCCUCGGUAAAGGAAUGAAGCCCUCUAUGAGCCAGGGUGGUGGUAAAACGCUGAUCCAAGUUUCUGUUAGUGGGACUUCUGCUUCUACUGUUUGUUUGUUUGAUUUUUUAUUUCAUAAUUAAAAAGCUCUACAUGCAGAUUGCAAAUGA